Messenger RNA from Schistocerca gregaria, 4146 nucleotides. It is a transcript of the gene Ccdc85, whose product is annotated as coiled-coil domain-containing protein 85C. The transcript is spliced from 6 exons. The coding region runs from base 1976 to 3400 and encodes 474 amino acids. NCBI's taxonomy places the organism in Eukaryota, Metazoa, Arthropoda, Insecta, Orthoptera, Acrididae. The record is from RefSeq and is a predicted model, not a curated record.
ACUUGGGGUGUGCAAAGCAAUAAACUGUGCAUAGUGAUCACUGAAGCCAGUAUUAAGAUUUCCGGCCCAGAAAUUGUUAUUUACAUUUGUGUUUAUUAAUAUCUGAUCAAUUGGUGUACUAGUUGUUGGUGUAACUCUUGUAGGAGAGUCAAUGGUGGUUUUUAUGUUAUAUGUUUCCAGUAGGGUCAUCAAGCUUUGCUGGUCUUUUGAGAUUUAUUGAAAAUCUAUAUUAAAAUCUCCACAUAUGAUCACUGUUUUGUUGAAGUUUUUUAUGGUGUUUAAAGCUGCUUCUAGUUGGUGACAGAAAUCAUUUAAGUUCCCAUCAGGGCUCCUAUAUACACAGAUGAUUAUUAAUUUUAAUGCAGAUACUUCAAAAAUUUUCUCUUCAGCUAACAGUUCAAUGGGUUUUAUGUUAAAAUAAUCAAUGCCACUUUUAACAAAUAUACAUGACCCUCCAUGACUGGAUGUAAUUCUACAAAAUGAUGAAGAAAGAUUGAAGUCUGCAAGUUUUGUGACUGACAUUGCAUCUUUAGGCAGCCAGUGUUCGGUUAUACACACUACAGAAAUGUUUUUUAGCUCAUCAGUACAUAAAAUUUCAACUUCAUUUAAUUUGUUUAGCAAUGAUUGGACAUUUUGAUGAAUCAGCAUGAAAUUAAAGGGUUUGUUAGGCUUUGGCAUAUUUAAUUGAUCACUUACCUUUACCUUGUCAAUAAAAAAUCAUUCAGGUCUUGCCAUCAUCAGUACAUGAAGCAGUUCUCACUUUAUUUAGCAUCAUUUCAGCUUCCAGUUGUUCAUAGUGUAGCUGUUCAGUGCAUCAUACUUUUUUUUUAUUUUAGUGGGAGUAUGCGGUUAAAUACUUAUUUUACGUAGACGAAAUUUUUAAAUUGACCGCCCGACAUUCCUGCGGAGAUUCUAGGCAAAGGCCACCAGGUGGCUCAGUUGGGCGCGUUACGAACGCAGUGAUUGAGAGUGAAGCUGAAAUGUAGUGUGUGUGAGUGGAAAAUGUGGCUUCUAGAAUUGAGGUUGAGUUUGUUUCCAACUGUAUGUGUAUUUCCAUUGAAGUGUAACGAACAUCAAGUUCCAUGCAUGUGUAUAAUAUCGGGAUAUGCGGCCGCCAAGACGUCGUGAGAAAGCAUAAUGACGCUGGCUGCAAUAAUUGUGAACGGCGCAGGUAGAAACUAGAAAUUGACAACUGGCGCCAGUUCAUCGUGUCGCUUGUGCUACUUCUCGAUGUGACCCAAUUUUUGACGUAGCUUCAGUUGCCAGUGACGUAUGGCAAUGAUAUCUUGUUGUGACAGAAGUUAUAAACGGCAAGCAGAUGUACGAUGUGUUGCCCUGUCUGUUUAAGCAAUUUUGCGGAAAAGGCGUAUGUAAUCUGAUCUUACCAAUUUCUGUGUUACUUCGCCCAGAGACUCCCAUAUCGACCAGGAAUGGUGACUGUUGUUUGUGUUGGGGAAUAUAAAGUUUUUCUGUGGACUGCGUGUUAACGCCAGAUUGAUUCUCCGUAGGGGCAAUGAGACUGAAUACAGGAGAGGUGCUAAACAAUGUGAAUAGACGUAUACGUUUGUGUCGCUGAUAUGCAUCAUUGCAGCUCACAGGUUCAUGUUUUCCAAGUGACAAAAGUUGGAAGGUGUUUAUAGGUAACAGUGGACACAUGUUGUUUGGUUGUCUACUUACUUUUCUAGUUGCCUCUUGCCACAAUUUUUCGGUGUUCUCACCAAAUUUACGGAAGUGAGGACUGUAAACUACGCUGAAGAAUAGUCUCUUCUUACAUGUUGUGCCAUACGUCGACGGUAGUCUUCAUCAUGACCACGGUUAACUCUGUAAACAAGCGCCCAGUGCGUGCGAAAGGGAGGUAAAAGAAACAUCAAAACUUGAUGAAGACCUGCUUGUGUGUAUUGGAAAAAAUGCAGGCUACACAGGUCAGAGCAGCACCAAAAUGACCUGCACAGCGACGUGAAAGACGCCUGUCUUCAUGUGUACCAUGUCUGGCAAGGUGAAAGGAUACCCGGGCAAGUCAGUGGCUGAGCAGGUGGCUGCCCCUCCCCCUCCACGCUAUCAGCCACCCCCACAAGCUCCGGGUGCAGGUAUUCUGAAGCAGCAGCCACAACCACCCCCGUACAUACCACCUAAAGACGCAAAGCUGUACCCUGCCUCUGUGGAGGCAGCGGCGGCAGCAGCAGCAGCCAAACAGCAUCAGCAACAGUACCUCCCGCCUGACCCAGUGCAGGCUCGCUACUACGGACAAGCUGUGGUGGACAGCUACCACGUGCAGGCACAGUAUCCGCCACCACAAGCGACCAACCGCCGUCCUCCUACUGUCCAGCAAACUGCUGCAGCAGCUCACCCUGGACAGCUUGCAGGUGCCCCCGAAAUGCUGAAAUUUGUACGGAAGAUGCCUGGGGCUCCAGUUGCACCGACACAAACGGUUCCACCUUCUACUGCUGCUGCGAUUGGUGUACCUGAAGCUCAACCGACCCCAUCUCAAGCAUUAGCAGAGCAGGUCAGAAGACUGCAGUCUGAAGUUAGAGCACUGAAGGAAGCCAAUAGAAGACUAAGUGAUGACAACCAGGAACUCCGGGACCUAUGUUGCUUUCUGGAUGACGACAGGCAGAAAGGUCGCAAAUUGGCUCGUGAGUGGCAGCGCUUUGGACGUUACACCGCAAGUGUCAUGCGGCAGGAGGUCUCUGCGUAUCAAAGCAAGUUGCGGGAGCUAGAUGCAAAGCAGCAGGAACUUAUCAAAGACAAUCUGGAGCUGAAGGAGCUAUGCCUGUAUCUGGACGAGGAGCGUGGUGGACAGCAGAAUGGUGUGUGUGCAGCGUGUGGGGCCAGUUUGCGUCCAGGUCUCCGUGACGACGGUGAUGGGUCGAGCUCCAGCACGAAUGCCGACGAGCCUCCUGUGCAGCCCCCUGCGGGAUCUCAAUUUGCGCAUCGGAUUGCCAGCAGUGGGACGAACACGGACCGCACGAACCACCACAGUGCUGGUGCCAGCAGGCACCGUGGCAGUGGAAAUGUUUUCAACGAUCAAAUGAUGCAUUAUGUGCGGUCAUUGGAACAACGAGUGAAGCAGCUGGAAGAGGAGAAGAUACUACUUCAGCAAAAACUGGGUGGAACUGAUGACGGCAUUGUUGCAUCCAGUUGGGACCCUGAUAGUAGUGGCCGACCGGAGGCUGUAGUUCAGGCACUCCAAGUGCUUGAAGUUCGCGAACAGCUAGAGAGAGGUAGCAAUGGGCCUCACCCUUCCUCCACUUACAUUCCUCACCAGCAGCAGAAUCCCACAGUUGCGAGUACAAUGAAUGCGGCAGGAGAUGAUCUUGAUGACGGUGAGAAAGCACUUGUCAGGGAGAUGUGCAAUGUUGUUUGGCGGAAACUUGAAGAAGGUCCAGGUCAGCGAAGAUAACGUGUUGAAUAUAAUUCAGAUGAAAUCUCCUGUUGUUAAUUGUAAUUUGUAUGCCUAUGAGAGAGUAUUUUGUUAAUUAUUUAUUAUUAAACCCAGUAUUUUUGAGGCUGUCUGAUGAUGUUAUUGACUUGUUGGAUAUUCAAUCAGUAAAGAGCUAAUGAAAAGUGGCAGUUGUCUCCAUAAUGACUGCAAGAAGUGGAUGUAUCUUAAGUGUUUCUUAUAUCCCACCACAGUAUUUACAAGUUACAAACUGUACAGGGUUAUUAUAUGAGAUGUGACACAUUUUAAGAGUUUGUAUAUAGUUUUAACUCAUGUAUGUGAAUAUUGUACCAUAGUAAGUUAUUUUUAUAUCUGUUAUCUCUGUGCAGUACAAUAAUUACCACCCAGUCCUAUUUUGUAAAAUCCAUUAUAGAAGUCAGUGCCUCGUCACUUCUUAUAUAUGUAAAUUGACUAUUUUUAUAGUUCUGUUCUUUAACAGAAGUGCUCAGUCAGCACUUAGUGUGCCGAAGAUAUUUUUGUGAAAUUAUUAGAGAGAUGUGUAUUCUUGCCUUUCUGAAUGAAAUCUCUGUGAGACGUAUGGACCAAAUGCUAUUAACCAUUGCCUUUUAACAAUAGUACAACUCUGAGAAAGUGAUUUUUGCUUUCCAGAAGAAGGGUGUUAAGAAAGCUGCUAUUGUCUUUGAGAGCAUUCUGUGUUGAAAAUUUAUUCUUUAUAUGUCCAAAAUAUAAAUAUGAUUGUUUAUGAA